This is a messenger RNA of Tauraco erythrolophus (red-crested turaco), 2256 nucleotides long. The record is from RefSeq and is a predicted model, not a curated record. NCBI's taxonomy places the organism in Eukaryota, Metazoa, Chordata, Aves, Musophagiformes, Musophagidae.
CUCUCUUAUCCCCUGCAUUGGAGCAAUGCUGAUCUCUUCUCUGCCUCUCCUAACUACAGCAUGGAGAUCAUUGGGAAUAUAAUUAAAAAGGGGUGGCUAAUCUGUCAUGAUUCAGGAGUAAAAGUUCCUCGUAAUUUUCGUCUGUUGGAAGAACUUGAAGAAGGUCAGAAAGGAGUGGGUGAUGGAACGGUUAGCUGGGGCCUUGAAGAUGAUGAAGAUAUGACACUUACAAGAUGGACAGGAAUGAUUAUUGGGCCUCCAAGAACAAUUUAUGAAAACAGAAUAUACAGCCUUAAAAUAGAAUGUGGGCCUAAGUAUCCAGAAGCACCUCCAUUUGUAAGAUUUGUAACAAAAAUUAAUAUGAAUGGAGUAAAUAGUUCUAAUGGAGUGGUGGACCCCAGAGCCAUAUCAGUCCUAGCAAAGUGGCAGAAUUCUUAUAGUAUCAAAGUUGUUCUGCAAGAGCUUCGGCGUCUAAUGAUGUCUAAAGAAAAUAUGAAACUUCCUCAGCCACCUGAAGGACAAUGUUACAGCAAUUAAUUAAAAAAAAAAAACCACAAAACAAACAUGCCCCCCUUAUUCAAUUUAAGCUGUCUUCAUUUUCCACAGUAGUAAAUUUUCUAGAUGCAUCUUGUAGACCUCAAAAUACUGGAAAGGAAGUUCCCAUUCAAAGGAGGUUUUUCUUGAGAUACUGUAAAUGAUACUAAUUUUUUUCAUUUGAAAUAUAAGUUGUGCUAUAACAAAUAAUCCUGUUGUGUAACCACUGUCCACAUAGCUGAACUUCUGGUAUCAGGAAAAGUCUAUUUAAAUUUAUUACUGUCAAGACCAGUGUGGCACAUCUAACUUAACUGUGAAAGCAUACAUCCCACAAUCACCUUGCUGUGUGUCUGGCCUGUUUUUUGUUGUGGUUUUUUUUUUUUUUUUUUUCUUUUUCUGUCUUUUGCAAUAGAGUCGAAGCUCAGGGCUAUUUAUUAGAGUAGACACAAAGGUUUUUGCUUCCAGUACUACACUGGGCUUUAUGGACUACUAACGGGGGUGCGUGCUAACCUCAGUCAUCCCUCCCUUUGUGCUAUCUCUAGUAAAGGCUGAAUGUGACUGUGGUCGUUUUUGGUUUUUUAUUAUUUUUUUUUAAACGCCCUGAUAAUCUGGGGCAAGCUUUCCUUCUUCCCUUUGGCCAAGGCAUAGAUUGUAUUUCUCUUUCUGGACCCCCUCACCAGUGACAUGGGCUUUGGAUGAGGGAUCCAGGGUUCUUUUAAUCUCUUCCCUCCUCCCCUCUUUUUAGUGGGGGUGCUGCUUUCUUUUUGCCCCUCUUGGUGACUCUUCUCACCCUGACCAGCAGGAGUGAGUGCUGGGGCAAUAACUUGACCUGUUCCCUUCGGCUUGUCCUUUUGGUUUUGCAACAAAUUUAGUCUUCACCAGCCUGGGAACAAGAGUAUCUGUUCUGCUCGCAAACUUGGAUUUUCCCUGUCCCUCCAGCACUGCUGCCACACCGCCAAGCUGGCCACGGCUGAUGUUGUUAGAUAGGCUUUUGACGUGGUGAAAAGAGCAGUAAUUUACCAGGAUUGCCGAAAUCUUCUGCUGCCAAACUUUAAUGGAGAGACUCUGUACGUAGAGAUUCUAAACACACACUCCAGCUCAAAUAGUUGUAUUUUGGUGCUUUGGAUUGACCCAAGAAUGUUAAUUAACGAAAUCUUGCACUUAUGUUUGGCCCUUCUAAAGAUGUGACAACUACAGACAAAUCAAAUCAAUGUAGUAGAUUUUGUUAGAAUUAUGUAAGUCUUGGAAGAGAAAUCUCUUCAGUGGAGAUUUUGGGGAAGUGGUGCAUACAGCAGAUGGAGGACCUUAAUUGGCUUUGCAUCCUGGCAAAUCACUGCCUUUUCUGGUUUACUGUUUUGGACCACUGACUGCUGAAAUGUGGAUGCAAGCUUACAUACAACCAACCUAGUGUGUCCUAAGUUUUAUGACAAAUUCAGUGUUUGUGUAAAAAAAGAAAAAAAAAACAAAAAGGAAAAAAAAAGAAAAAAGUAAAAAUAAACACAAUUUAAAGCAGCAGCUAUCAAGUCAAUGAACAAUUGAUGUUUCCAUUAACUCUUUUGAGACAAAUAUUAGUUGUAAGGAUUUAACAUCCUCUGUAAUUAAAGUUUAACAUAACAGUAUUCCAUAAGCAGCCUUUUUAUUGUAUCAGACCAUUGCCUGAUUUUAAUAUAAUAAAAAGUGUGCAUUAAUAUUAGAAGGCUUUAAUUGUAUUUAUGUUUAGAA